Molecule: messenger RNA, 1864 nt
Organism: Tachysurus vachellii
Lineage: Eukaryota; Metazoa; Chordata; Actinopteri; Siluriformes; Bagridae
Product: programmed cell death 1 ligand 1-like
Exons: 5
Coding region: 358-873 (171 amino acids)
Biological process (GO): negative regulation of T cell proliferation; positive regulation of T cell proliferation; cell surface receptor signaling pathway
Cellular component (GO): external side of plasma membrane
Source: RefSeq, a predicted model, not a curated record
UUUAUCUAUCAGUCUGUCUGUCUGUCUGUCAGCUGACCCACUGUCAUAUUCAGAUGACCACAGUGCAUGUGAUCCCUGAAGGUCAGCUGUUCUUUCAGAGCGAUCACGCAGAUGUCAUGUGAGGUUUAAGCGGGUGUCCAGUAGGGGGCAGUAAUGUUCCUGUCAUAAUCAACAGAAAGCAUCAAAUAACAGAUAAAGUAAAAGUGAAUGCAGUGAUACUGUGAGUCACAGCAGGUCCAUUACCUAACUGAGGUGUUCAGAUGUUUACAGGAGAAACAGAGAGACUGGUGUGAGGAGAUCUGAUCUGUCCAAGACACGUUCACUGACAAAGCAGAAUGUUUCACAGCUGUUGGGAAAAUGUGCACCCAGAACUUCAGAGACUGUUCUUCAAAACUUCUUUCCUUUCUACUCACGUCUUGGUUUGCUAACUGUGCAGUUCCUCAGAAUAUAUCUGCUCGAGAGGGAUUCACUGUUGUCCUGCCGUGUAAAUUUAAGGUCAUGUCUCUCCAGAGACUGUAUGUCAAGUGGCGCACGGAUCAAAAGGUGGUGUUUAUACGUCUGGAUAACGACUCGUAUCAGGGUGAAGGAUACGAGGGUCGUGUGGACGUUCCUGAGGAAGAGCUGCGUAAAGGGAACUGCUCUCUGGUGAUGAAGAACAUCAGUGUUACUGAUGCAGGAAUCUACAGGAGCCACCUGAAGACGUUCACUCAGAGUGUAGAACUCUCAGUCGAUGAAACCCCAGAAAAGCCAUCUGUCUCAGGUGACGCAGUAGUGAACUCUCCUCAUCCGCUGGUCAUCAUCACAUCACUGCUCACCUUUUUACUCUUUCACUCCUGUAGCAAGGAGUUAAAGUCAUCACAGCCUCCUGUGUAGUGAAGACUCAGAUAUACACUGUAAAAAACACUGUAAACUUUUCACCUGGAGGAAAAUUCACCUUUCUGUUAAACGUCUGCAGUGUUGAACCAUCGUGUCAUGAUCUAACAAUCCAUCAGGAUCAGGAUCAGGAUCAGACAGAUAGCAGGAAAAACAGCUGCUUUAGAUAUUAGAGGAAAAAAUCAGUGAAUUAAUUCUGAUCCUGAAACAAAUAGAAAAGUUUGAAUUUGGAAUUAGAUUUUUAGAUGCUGUUAAUGUUUACAUCUGUUUCUUUAGUUUAUUCAUAUUGGAUAGAUUCUUUUGGCUUUAUUAUGUGUAAAGUUUAUACUAAUUACUGGUGUCAUGUUUCUAGAUUUUUAUUGGUUCCAGUAUUUAAGAAAUAUUUUAUAGCUUAGUAACUUUUCAUGAAAAACAAACCAAACAAACAAAAAACAAACAGUACAGGAACUUUGCUGCUCCUCAAGGUUUCAGUAACAUUAUAAAAAAGAUUAAAAGUUGUUUUGUGCCAAAUCUAAUAGAUAUAAAACCACAUGUGAAAAAUCAUCACUGUACUGUUCUCUGGCCAGAUGUGUAACUCUGCAGCUCUACACACUGUCCUCUGGCCAGAUGUGUAACUCUGUCUCAGUUUCCAGCACUGAAGGGAAAUGUUGCUGAUUUUUUUUUUUUACCAAUGUAGCUUUCAAAGAAAUACUAGAUGUUUUUGUAGUUUUUUUUUUUUUUUUUUUUUUAACUUUGAGCAUUUAGAACUUUAUACUUUGCAAAAGGAAACAAAAAGAAAAACCAUCAGACCUUCACUGUGUCGUUCAGAACAGGUUCCUGUGAGGAAAUACAGGCUUCAUGAGCAUGACGUUAUAUAUUGAGCAGAAUCUUCCAUAAUGUGAAGUUAAUGGAGUUAGUUGUAACUUUUGUCUACAAGUCUAUAUAAGGAGGAGUGUCUGUUGUAUUUAACUGGGAAAAAAUCAUAAAUAAAUUACUUGAUUAAAAACUUAAA